AUGUCUCGCAUGUGGGAGGUCGACCCGGAGACAAGGACAAAGCUCCUUCAAAUCUCCAAGACGAACGGAAAUGACAGGUGCUGUGAUUGCGGCGCGCCAUCACCUCAAUGGGCCUCCCCCAAGUUCGGCACCUUCAUAUGUCUCAAUUGCGCCGGCACACACCGCGGAUUAGGUGUACAUAUCUCCUUCGUUCGCUCGAUUACAAUGGACGCCUUUAAGCACGCCGAGAUCCAACGUAUGGAGUUGGGGGGCAACGAGCCGUGGAAGACGUUCUACGAUGAACACCCGGUGACCAUCUCAGAAGGCCGCGCAUUUGAAGAUUCGACCAUCAAAGAACGAUACGACAGCGACUCCGGCGAGGAAUGGAAAGAGCGAUUGUCGUGCAAGGUCGACGGCCGCGAGUACGUGCAGGGCCAAGAGAAGAAGAACAACCCCUCGCGGCCAAGCAACACUCUGACCUUGGGCGGCGCUGAAGGUGGCGCCGGCGCCAUGUCUGGUGCACGGGCUGGGUCUCCAGCUAACAAUAUUCGCUCCAACGACAGCCAGCGUGGUGGUCCCUCUGGCAAGAAAGAACAAAAUGAGGCUUAUUUCGCGAAACUCGGCAAUGAUAACGCUACUCGCAACGAUGCCAUUCCUCCCUCGCAGGGCGGGAAGUUUACUGGUUUUGGAGGCGGCAUGCCUGCGCCUACUACGAGUGAGCGGCGCUCCUCCCCCUUUGGAGGAUUCGGAGGCUGGGGUGGCGGUGGUGGUGGUGGAAGACAGCCGUUUGAGGACCUCCAGAAAGACCCCAUGGGCACUCUCACUAAAGGACUUGGGUGGUUCGCAUCGACAGUUGGCAAAAGCGCAAAGCAGGUCAAUGACUCCUAUCUCCAACCAACGGCCAAACAGUUGGCCGAAUCCGACUUCGCAGCCCAAGCCCGUAUCCAUGCGGCGACCUUUGGUCAGAACGUGCAAACUGGAGUUCGUGGAGCCGCAGACCAAUUCAACCGGUUCGUUGAAGGCGAAGAUGGCCGAGGGGAUGGAAAUCGUUCUCGCGUGGAGCCUGAGCGCCGAGACUUCUGGGAUGAUUUCUCGUCUUUGGGUGACCAAGAGACACCAAACCAUCGCCGCAGCGGAUCACAGCGGUCUCAACGUUCCGACGUUGUUGGUACAGCUGCCUUGCGAAAGGGCCCAACGGCGUCCUCGCUGGCUAACUCUUCUCCCGCCUCGUCUGGUGUAGAAGCAGCUGAGAGUAGGCAUACCACAGCCUCUGCGCCAGGUAAGGGAAAGGAUGAAUGGGAUGACAACUGGUAG
Penicillium soppii is the source of this 1293-nucleotide messenger RNA. RefSeq names its product GTPase-activating protein GCS1. The record is from RefSeq and is a predicted model, not a curated record. The coding region runs from base 1 to 1293 and encodes 430 amino acids. The transcript has 4 exons. Gene Ontology annotation, molecular function: GTPase activator activity. Gene Ontology annotation, cellular component: Golgi membrane. Gene Ontology annotation, biological process: regulation of endocytosis; regulation of ARF protein signal transduction. NCBI's taxonomy places the organism in Eukaryota, Fungi, Ascomycota, Eurotiomycetes, Eurotiales, Aspergillaceae.